Herpailurus yagouaroundi (jaguarundi) is the source of this 2329-nucleotide messenger RNA. RefSeq names its product complexin 1 (gene CPLX1). The record is from RefSeq and is a predicted model, not a curated record. The coding region runs from base 274 to 678 and encodes 134 amino acids. Lineage: Eukaryota; Metazoa; Chordata; Mammalia; Carnivora; Felidae. Gene Ontology annotation, molecular function: syntaxin binding. Gene Ontology annotation, cellular component: SNARE complex; terminal bouton. Gene Ontology annotation, biological process: regulation of neurotransmitter secretion; synaptic vesicle exocytosis; neurotransmitter transport. The transcript has 4 exons.
CCCAGGCCCGGCACGUCCCGAUGACUCUGUCGGGAAGGGACACCGACAACUUAAUGCAGUGGCCACCAGGGUUGUCCGCCCACCAAGCAGGAGGUCAGCCCUGCGCCGGUGGCCCGAGAAACAUUUUCAGCCCGGACGCUCUUCGGGACCCUGGCCGGGGCUGAGCCGCAGCCGCUCCCCGCAGCACCGCCCACAAGGCAGAGAACUCCUGGCCACACUUGCAUGUGAGUUCCAAUCCUCGGGAGGAGCCGCUGAGGAAUCAAAGCCAUCGUCAUGGAGUUCGUGAUGAAACAAGCCCUGGGAGGGGCCACAAAGGACAUGGGGAAGAUGCUCGGGGGUGACGAGGAGAAGGACCCCGAUGCGGCCAAGAAGGAGGAGGAGCGCCAGGAAGCCCUGCGGCAGGAGGAGGAGGAGCGCAAAGCCAAGUACGCCAAGAUGGAGGCGGAGCGCGAGGCCAUGCGGCAGGGCAUCCGAGACAAGUACGGCAUCAAGAAGAAGGAAGAGCGUGAGGCCGAGGCCCAGGCCGCCAUGGAGGCCAAUUCGGAGGGCAGCCUGACGCGGCCGAAGAAAGCCAUCCCGCCCGGCUGUGGGGACGAGCCGGAGGAGGAGGACGAGAGCAUCCUGGACACCGUCAUCAAGUACCUGCCCGGGCCGCUGCAGGACAUGUUCAAGAAGUAACGCCCCGGCGCCGGACACAGCCCGCCUGAGCCCGGACCCCCACCCCCGCCGCCCCCCUUGCCUACCUACCCCCUGUACAUGCCCUCCUCGGAGGCCCCUGAAGGGAUGUCGGGAGCAGAGUGCAGUCCCCCAAUGCCAAUAUAAGCCAUAGUCCUAGACCUACCCGCCCCAUGCCCCCUCGCGCCUCGGAAGCCUGCGCUCACCUCUCGCCACCAGCCCACUCCCCUCACUGCCAUUGCCACCGCCUGGGGGGAAGGGGUGCCCGCCCCCCCCCAGGCCCCCCCCCCCCCCCCCGUGGACCGGCCCACGUGCUCCUCUGGGUUGGACCCUCCUCCCCCAGAGCCUGGGACGUCCCUUACUGCUCCCGCCCUUCACACCCACCCAGCAGUGCCCGAGGCCAGGGCCACCGAAGGGCCAGCAUCCAGACCAGCCGUCGGUGCGCCGUCCCUGCGUUGUUGGGCGCUUGUCCCGUCCCAAACUCAGGAGCACAGCCAUAGUGGGGGGAAGGCGGGCGUGCGGGCUGGGAGGGGAGCUGCGGCAGGGGUGGGGAGCCUCCCCCACCCCCGCAGUGACACCUGGGCUGCAGGGUCUGAACCCUGCAGUCUGCAGGUUGCCCACCUCCACCUGCACCCCUCACAUUGUCCUUCUGUCUCAGCCUGCCCUCCACCCCCCCUUCUCGGCCCACUCCUCUGGAAGGCUUUGCUUCGGACAAAUACCAGGACCCGGUUCUCUUCCAAAGGAAGGGAAACCAAGCAAUAGGCCUGGGGGAGCUCCGACACGCCCCCGCCCGCCGCCCUGCGCAGCGCGGAACAGUGCAGCCCCUCCCGCGCCCUGUGACUCCCGCCCCUCUGCGUCCGUCCGUCGGCCCAGCCCUCUCCCCUCCCUGGUUGGCACCUCCUAUCUUCUUAGCGGAGGCCGCUCUGGGGUCGCGGGCUCCCCUGCCCUCACCCUCUGUGCGCCUGCACCUUCCGCAAGAGCGGGGAGGAGGCUCAGGCCCUCGGAUGAGCGCGGCACCUGGAGACGGUCCCUGAGGCCCUCCUCCGCCAGCCAGGUGCGGGCCCCUCGAGGUGGGGACCUGCCAGGUGGCCCCACCUCGGCGCAGGUGGAGUCUGUGGGGAGCCACCGUGGGCCUCCCUGACCCUCUGUCUCUUCAUCCUUGUUUUCCUCUGCAUCACGAUAUGUUGAAUCUCAGGUAAAUGAGGUCUUACGUGUUUGGGGAGUUCUAUCGGGACAGAAGGCCCGUCGCCUCGGUGUCCGGGGGCCCCUUUCUGUCCGUGUCACACAUUCAUCGCGUCCACGUGUUGUGGGCCAGGGGCGCGGCCCCACGUAGCUCUUUAGAGAAGCCAUAACAAUAGACUGCAAUACUACCUUCGGACGCCCUGCGCCCUCCGACUCCUCCCGGUCCCGUGUCUUUUUUAAAUGCCUGUUUUCACACGUCAACAAGCCCGCUCCGAGCAGACAGGGCCUUGUCUCGUAGAAACCCCGCAUCCCGUUCCCAGCGCAUGGGGCGCCCGGAGCCGCCAAGCUUAGCGUAGACCGUGGAUGUCGUCCGUCCUUCUGUCCUUGCGCCUGCCUCCUCCUGCAUGUGGGGGGCCGCCGCGUGUGUUCUCUCUGGAUGGAAUCACAGCCAAUAAACACGCUAGUGAGUUCA